AUGCAGUGGACAAAAAUGAACGUACCAUUGAUCACUUUUGAGAUUUUCUAUUUUCUGAACGCGUUUAGAUUUUCCCAUGCAUGGGACAACGACGAAUUGGAGGUGUUCGAUGUGGUCGAGGAGGUCAAUCAAAAUUUCUACGAAGUAUUGGGCGUUACGCAGUCUGCGAACGCCUCCGAGGUUAAGAAAGCUUUCAGACGUCUGUCGUUGCAGUUGCAUCCAGACAAGAACUCUGCAGAGGAUGCAGAACAACAAUUUAGAAAGUUAGUUGCUGUUUAUGAUAUUUUAAAAGAUCCUGGAAAGAGGCAACGAUAUGACAAUGUGCUUGUCAAUGGUUUGCCAAAUUGGCGAUCGGCGGUAUACUACUACCGUCAUGUACGGAAAAUGGGACUACUGGAAAUGAGUAUCAUUUUAUUUACAGUCAUCACGAUAGGACAGUAUCUUGUAGCAUGGGCAGCAUACUUUGAAAAACGAUAUACUUAUGAACAAGUUUUAGGUAGCAAACUUCAAAAAAUGCAAAAAAAAAAUAGAAAGAGCAAGAUGGAUGUCCCAGAUUUGGCUGAUAUUUUGGAAAAAAUUCCCACUCCAACCAUGUGGAACACUCUUCCAUUUCAAUUGCCUAGAUGGCUGAUAAGUUCCGUGAUAGCUGUACCGUCUACCAUUCGUCUUACAAUUCAACUUUUGAAGGAUAGGAAAGAGAGGAAGAAACAGGAAGAGGAAGAAGCAUUAGCACAAGAGAAUGAACAAUCUGAGCCGGAAACAGUGUCGCGCGGGGUUAGAAAACGUAGGACCGGUUUUACCCCACAAGAAAGAAGCGGUAGCAAUGUUAAAGAGACUACAAAGAAGGACUGUGAUUACACGAAUCAUGUCUAUGAAAAGUCAACGCUGUCGGGUGGCUUGUGGACCGAUAAUGACAUAUUAGAGCUGAUAAAAUAUGUAAAAAAGUAUCCUGGAGGAACGCCGGAACGAUGGGAAAAAAUUGCGAAUAUUAUGAAUCGUACCGUCGCUGAAGUUACACACAUGGCUAAAAAGAUAAAAGACGAAGGCUUGAAGCCUGGCGAACCAGUGGAGGAGAUCCCUGCAGAGGAAAGACCAAAGAAGAUUAAGACCCGCAUUGAAAAUACAAUGAACACUGCUGAUUGGAGCCAAGAACAGCAAAGGGCUUUAGAAGCUGCCCUAACGAAAUAUCCCAAAGGUGUAUCUAUAGACAGGUGGGAGAAGAUUGCAAAUUGCGUCGAAGGAAAGACAAGGGAUGAAUGCCAAGCACGCUACAGGCAAUUGGUGGAACUAGUGAAAAAGAAGCAACAAUCUCAAUAGUUCAACUUGUAUAGGAUGUUGUUUUUUUCGACAAAAUGUACUUUAUACCAUCGAGCCAAGAGAAAUAGUAUUACUGAACUAUACAUAUAUAUAUAUAUAUAUAUAAAAGGAAAAAAGAUAUUAUCGAAUCAUAUUAUAAGUACAGGAGCGAGAAGUGAUAUUUCCUUAUUACAAAAUAUAUCAAUUGAUCUUUUUUUUUGGAAAAAUUAUAAAUUUCCUACACAUUUUUUUUGCAUACAAAUAUUUCAAUCAUGUUUCGCGUUUACAUACAUGUAUCCAUGAAUAAUUGACUUUGUCACCAUGGUACAAUAAGAAAUCUAAAAAAGGAAAGGAAGGAUGGAAAGAAGAAAGGAACAAGCAAGAGAAAAUGAAUGUUUUUCCAUGUCAUCUUAUUAAAUGUUUAUCGCGAGAAUGUAUUUAUUUAAUAAAUUUAAUAAUUAAUCAAGAGGGAAAAAAGACUGAAAACUUAUAAUCUCAAAUAUGUCCUCUUUUCUAAAAGACUGAUUAUUAGAAUUUGUAUCGUGUGUAAAUUCUACCAAAGCAGGUACUAACAACACAAAUAUCAACAAAGGCUACUGUGGAGAUAUAAUGCGACGCGUGAAUAGAUACGUUUAU
This is a messenger RNA of Odontomachus brunneus, 1932 nucleotides long. RefSeq names its product dnaJ homolog subfamily C member 1-like. Gene Ontology annotation, cellular component: endomembrane system. The record is from RefSeq and is a predicted model, not a curated record. Lineage: Eukaryota; Metazoa; Arthropoda; Insecta; Hymenoptera; Formicidae. The transcript is spliced from 7 exons. The coding region runs from base 1 to 1317 and encodes 438 amino acids.